UAGGCUUUCCCAGAAGGCACUCAGCAGAGGUGAGUUGGCUCAGGUUACGGCAAACAUUGUCACAAUCACAAGAAAAACUCCUGACAAGAACUACAGCUCUUCAUUCUGUCCCGAACUCCUCUUAUCUGUCCCGACCCUGCUAUAACCGUGGCUGGAGAUAGAGAUAUGUGACCCCUUCCUCUUAAAGUCCACUGACAUUGGAUCUAAGCAGACAGCAGAUCGAGUUGGUUUGUUGAAAUGAAUGCAGUCCAGUCAAACUCUGUCGUUCAAGUUGGUGCUGGAAAAGUUUGCUCCAGGGCUGAGUUUUUCUCUUUACUGAACACCUACAACUGCUUUCUUAAAGACAAUACACACCUGCAGCUCACUGUUCAUGAGUAUGCAGGAAAGGUGACAUUGGAAGGCAUCCUGGUCAUUUAUUGGGGUGUAAAGAGACCCAUUCGGUUACAAAUACAAGAUGAGAAACAGAUAUUUGCAAAUGAGUCUUCAAUUAAAUCAUCAGACCCUAUCAGUCCACUUGGAAGCAAAAGGGGUAUGACACGAUGGGGAGAAUUUGACAACCUUCACAAUAUUGCUGAACUGGAGGAAGCUGGAUCACCUGAAAAUCCUACUGAAGACUACAUCGUAUACGAGACCACGACUUUAAGGCCAUCGCGGACCACGCAAAUCAAUGAAGAUAGUUCAUAUCUGAUCCGCACCAUGAGCGAUGCCUCGCUGGUGAAAAUGAGGGUGAAAAGUAAGAAGAUGAUUGAAAGUCAGAAGAACAGAAACCAUCGCUUCUCUAUCAAUGGACACUUCUACAACUAUAAGACAUCUGUUUUCACACCAUCAUUUGGAGCAACCACAAAUGUGCACAUUAACAGCAGGAUGACGACACAAGAGGUCAUUACACAACUGCUACACAAAUUUAAAGUAGAAAACAGUCCAAAUGAAUUUUCCCUCUACUGCAUUCAUCAAACUGGAGAGAAGCGAAGGUUGAGCAGUUCAGACCUGCCCUUGUGGGAGCGUGUUCUCCAAGGACCAUCAAACAUCAUUAUGAGGAUGUUCCUUAUGGAUGCAGACGAAGAGGAAAUUAGUCUUGAUGUAGCUCAGUACCUCAAUUUAGAAAUGCCCAUUUUGAAGGUUAUCCUGCAGAAACUAGAAGAGCAAGAGAAUCUAGAGAUACAAAGGAUAAUAGCAAAAUACCAGAAGGAACGGGGUCUCUUGUUGCAGUGCUUGAGGAAAAAGAUGACGGUUAAAACUGAGACGACUGUAUAAAGAAGUUUUGGCAGUGGGAAAUAAUUUUCCAUGUGAGGUCAACCACAAACGAGAAACAGGGUAAAAAAGAAUACUGUCUUCAAAACUUGAAAUGAGGAUUGUGAAAUGUUUAAAAGUGCAUGCAGGACAUAGAUUUACACAAUUAUGUUUGUGGUGUGAGUGUAAAUAAUGUAAAAUAGAUUUCGCAUAAUGGAACUGUAAUUACACUAUUUAUCAUGUGAGAGACCAAAUAAAAUGCUGGUAUUUGA
Molecule: messenger RNA, 1502 nt
Organism: Danio aesculapii
Lineage: Eukaryota; Metazoa; Chordata; Actinopteri; Cypriniformes; Danionidae
Gene: rassf6
Product: Ras association domain family member 6
Exons: 11
Coding region: 238-1254 (338 amino acids)
Biological process (GO): signal transduction
Source: RefSeq, a predicted model, not a curated record